GAUUUCGUUUUCGGUUUUUUUAUCGCCUAAACCCUUAAUUUUAGGCGCGAGUGUUUCGCGGUCUUAGGAAUUUUGGGUCUAAAAUUGACCGAAAAUUGUUUUCUCAAAACCGCUCAUCCUCCACCCAUUCUCGACUGCCGUCUGCAACCGCCUCCGCCUCUUCUAUGCCCUCUCCUCCGUUCAAUCAGUUAGUAGUCGGCCUCCGCAUCCUCUCUGUCUUCUUAUAUGGGAAAAGCCCUUUUGUCUUUCCUUAGAUAUAAGCAAACAGUGGACCUUCGACUCCCUCUCCUCUCGUCCGAAGCACAAAUUUUGGCUAGCUGCAACAUGGAUCUAGGACUGACAUAUGCCCUUCUGUGUGAAGGAGCACUCCAUUGUUGUUGCUACGCUCGAAAAAGAGAAGAAUAUCUUUGUUAAAAUGGUAAUGGGCCGAUCAUAAUCUGUCUGCUCUGUAUUAUCAUUGCAUUAAAUCGCAAGAUGACGACGAUGACGAUCAUGAGUAAAAUUAGCAUUUGAAGGUGGCAGACUUCCCUUGGCCAUUUUUUGCUCUGGUGCUUCUUAUGUGAAUUUAUGUCCUAAGGUGGCUUUAUUUUGGGCUCCCUUCUAUGAUAUUAAGAUGUCCACGAUUUCUUCGAAGAGUCGUGGGAAGCGUUCUAUCAAUAAGUCAUCAGUGCCUCCUCUUCCAGGUCAGACAUCAUCAGCACCUCCAGUACCAGUCCAAACAUCAUCAGUGCGUACUUCAGUGAUCCAGACAUCAUCAGUGGCUCCUUUACCAGUCCACACACCUUCAGUGCCUACUCCAGUGAGUGAUCCAUCUCAUGUUGAGCGUAGGAGCUCAGUCCGACGUCAUAUUAGAGGGCCACACAUUCAUACAGAUGAUGUCGUCAUUCCUACUGGUGCGACACGUGCUUCAGAUGGUGUUGGUGGUACUGCCUACUUUCUUGCAAAGGGAAAUGAUCGUAAGAGAGGACGUGGGGCUUGCAACUCUGCAAAGGUCUCAGGCAUAGUGCGGACCAGCAGGAAAAAGAUCCGAGUGGAGCUUGAUGUCCAUCAUGGGCGGCCUAUAGGACAAAAUGUGUCCUCCUUAUUUUCACAUCAGAUUGGGGCCAUAAUUAGGACUUCACUCCCCACGGAUCACUUCGAUCCACGUGUUUCGGAAUAUGUGGGCAAGUUGUUCUCGAAGAUCUUUCGUGAGUUCAAGUACGAAUUGCACACUUAUUUCAAGGAUUUUGAUACGAAAGAGGAGGCCAAGCAGAACCCUCCGUUAGAGUGGUACAACAGGUCUAUUGAGCAAUGGGGUACUCUAUGUGAUCAUUUUUCUGACCCCGCUUUUGUGAAUCAAUGCAAUGCUAACAAAGAAAAUCGAAGUAAAAAGAAAUAUGAACAUCACGGUGGAUCCAAACCUUUCUCUUUGAGAUAUGAGAAACCUGUUGAGGAAGGUUCACAAUUUCCAGAGAUCGAUACAUUUAGUGAGGCCUAUACAAAUAAGGCCGGGGAGUGGACAAGUGAUGUAGCGAAGACUCAUUAUGGAGAGAUGAUAGUAAAGAAGAAUGCUCUGUUAGAGCAGUUGGCUACACAGUAUCCUGAUGGCACACCAGCUGAGAGUAUCACUGUACCUACGGAGGCCGGACGAGAGAUUAUGAUGGAGACACUGGGUGUUAGGCCUGGUAGGGAGGUUCGUGGCCUGGGAUUUGGGAGGUAUAGAGACCUUGGUACAUCAUCUACUCAAAGGUCUACAUCAUCUUCUCGCUUACGUGAGUUGGAGCAGCAGUUAGCUGCUGAGAAGGAGGCUAGAUUGGAGGAUCGUCGAUCACAUAAAGCUGAGAUGCAGAGUAUCAUGAACUUCAUGCGUGGUAUCGCUGUUAAGAUUCCAGGUGUGAGAAUUCCACCCGGGUUUAAUGCAGCAUGUGAGGAUGAUGGCACAACUUCCUUAGAUUAGAUGCAUUUUCAUUCUAUGUUUUACUAGAUUCCUAUAUAUAUAUGUCAACAAAUUGGUACUUAGAAGAUAUUCACAUUUUGCUAUGUAUAUAUUGUUACUGUUUUGAUUCGGCAAGCAAAGUCUGAAACUUAUUCCAUAUUCGUACUGUUUUGAAUGGGCAAGGAAAGUCUGAAACUUCUUUUGA
Molecule: messenger RNA, 2120 nt
Organism: Tripterygium wilfordii
Lineage: Eukaryota; Viridiplantae; Streptophyta; Magnoliopsida; Celastrales; Celastraceae
Exons: 9
Coding region: 614-1936 (440 amino acids)
Source: RefSeq, a predicted model, not a curated record